This is a messenger RNA of Symbiodinium sp. CCMP2592, 612 nucleotides long. NCBI's taxonomy places the organism in Eukaryota, Dinophyceae, Suessiales, Symbiodiniaceae. The record is from the annotation of a GenBank genome assembly.
AUGGGAUUCGGAGAUGCAAGUGCCAAAGACAAGAAGGCGGCCGCGGCAAAGGCAAAGGACGAGGCCACAAAGGCUGCGGCCGAAGACGCGGCAUGGGCGGAAACUGACAAAGGCAACCUGAAGAAGGCGGCCAGGGCGGCUGAUUCCGCAGCGAAGGCAGAUGCCAAGCUUGCAGCGAAAGCCGAGCUCAAAGAGAUGGAGAAAGCGGAGGAGGAGGCUAACGCCAGCAUGAAGGGGGCAAACAAGAAAGCGGGCGGCUACGGCAAGGUCACACAAGCCGAGAUCGCCAGAAGACAGGCGUUGAUGGCAGUGGCUGCCAAGGCGAACCCCAAGAAGCAAACUAAGAAAACGGAGGUUGUACCUCAGCCGAAGCUGGAGGCGAACACCAAUCGCAUGGAGGAGGUAGUGGACGCCAGCGGCAUUGACGCAGCCUUGAGCGCGUUGGACGUUGGUGGCGAGAAGAAAUCCAAGAUGACUUAUGCUGAGUUCGAAGCAAGAGAGCUCGACAACAUCAAACAGGAAAAUCCUGGGCUCAAGAUGUCGCAGGCCAAGGAGCGAUGCUUCAAGAUGUGGGAGCGCUCACCGGAGAAUCCCAAAAACCAGGACAAGUGA